AUGGCGUUGAAGAACCCGUGGGGUGGCUUCCGAGACAUCGAGUGGCGCAAGCUGUGGGGCAGGCAAGACUAUGCGAACUUCCUGCUAACCGCCUGCAUCAUCGUGGCCGUCAUUGUGGUGACGCUGGUCGCCACGCCGCACACUGUGCCCUACUAUCUGUGGGAUGCGCGCAUCUCCUACCCGAUCGGCUCCGAGCUGGACACCAUCCCCUCCUGGGUGGCCCUGUUUGCGCCGCUCAUGAUGCUGCUGCUGACGGUGGGGGUGGGUGAGUUGGUGGCCUCCAAGCGCACCCACGCCUCCAUCACCGCCGCCGCCUCCUCCUUCGUCUACUUCUUCCUGGAUGGCUCCUUCAUCAUGGGCCUCCUGCUGUCCCAGGUGUUCAAGGUGAUGGUGGGCCGCCUGCGCCCCAACUUCCUGGCCCGCUGCCAGCCCGACGUGCCCGAAGGGCUUGUGUUCACCUUCUCCAACAUCACCUCCGCCAUCGGAAACCCCGAGAUCCAGUACCCCUGCACCAACCCCGACCACGACCAGGUGGACGAGGGGCGGCUGGCCUUCCCCUCAGGCCACACCUCCAUCUGCUUCAACCUCGCCGUCUACGCCUCGGGCUACCUCAUCUGGGUGGCGCACUGGCGCCAACCGGCGCUGCCGCACCGCCUCUCCUUCUGGCAGGAGUUCCGGUCGGAUCUGGUCAACGUGCUGGCCAAGGCGUGGAUGCUGGGCAUGCUGUGCUUCGCCUGGGGCGUGGGCAUCUCGCGCAUCAUCGACUACCAGCACGACCCCAGCGACGUGGUGGGCGGCGCGCUGGUGGGCACCAUGAUCGCGCUCGUCUACCUGCUGCGUGCCAUACCGCGCUGGAAGCGCGUGCUGGAGGCGGAGAGCGGGAGCGCCAGGGCAAUGGCCAGCUCUGGGGAUGUGGAGGCGCCUCUGGGAGGCUCGGCCAAGCAGCAUGGAAUGCCUGGAUCGAGCGAGGUGGUGUGA
Messenger RNA from Chlorella variabilis, 978 nucleotides. RefSeq lists its product as hypothetical. Gene Ontology annotation, molecular function: phosphatidate phosphatase activity. Gene Ontology annotation, biological process: phospholipid metabolic process. Bases 1 to 978 code for a protein of 325 amino acids. The transcript is spliced from 7 exons. The record is from RefSeq and is a predicted model, not a curated record. NCBI's taxonomy places the organism in Eukaryota, Viridiplantae, Chlorophyta, Trebouxiophyceae, Chlorellales, Chlorellaceae.